AUGGGAGGGAAUGAUGGGUGGAUUACGUGGAAAUUAUUGGCCGGCGGUAGCUCCAUCAUUGCCCUGUUAGGCGAUGGAUCAAUUACGAAAAAAUAUGCCCAUGGCGGUGGACUGAUCACUGAGAACUACACCUAUGGCAGUGGGCUGAUAGAUCUGAGCAAGAGGUGCCACAUGAGCAACAACUUGGCAUCAGAGCCCCCUUCUUCUGUGGUGUCCUUCAGCUCAUAUGCUGAUUCGUACAUGUCUGCAUCCUCGUCUACUUCGUGCUCUUCGGUUGACUUUGGGUACAAUCUGUUUACUUCGUAUGGUCUACUUCUUGGCUCGGGCAACCAGGCGUGGCAUCCGCCCAUGCUUCCCCCUGACCAAUCUCCACAUUUCAUACAUCCGCCCAUGCUUCCCCCCGACCAAUCUCCAUGUUUCAUACAUCCACCUAUGCUACUCCCUGAUGAAUCAUCCGGUAUGUUCCUUCACCCACCCAUGCUCCACCAAGACGACACGGACAUGAUACGAGCCCAGUUGACAACCUAG
This is a messenger RNA of Sparassis crispa, 528 nucleotides long. RefSeq lists its product as hypothetical. The record is from RefSeq and is a predicted model, not a curated record. NCBI's taxonomy places the organism in Eukaryota, Fungi, Basidiomycota, Agaricomycetes, Polyporales, Sparassidaceae. The transcript has a single exon. Bases 1 to 528 code for a protein of 175 amino acids.